This is a messenger RNA of Cloeon dipterum, 2469 nucleotides long. RefSeq names its product cullin-3-like. The coding region runs from base 96 to 2396 and encodes 766 amino acids. Gene Ontology annotation, biological process: ubiquitin-dependent protein catabolic process; protein ubiquitination. NCBI's taxonomy places the organism in Eukaryota, Metazoa, Arthropoda, Insecta, Ephemeroptera, Baetidae. Gene Ontology annotation, cellular component: Cul3-RING ubiquitin ligase complex. The transcript is spliced from 13 exons. Gene Ontology annotation, molecular function: ubiquitin protein ligase binding. The record is from RefSeq and is a predicted model, not a curated record.
AUCAAUUGUUGGACUUUUGAAUUUCCGGGCUGCAAAUUCUCCCUGGUGUUCGCCAGGGACGUUUUCCUUCGCCAGAGAGAUUUUGAUUAGCAUUAAUGGCGUCAAUUCCGGUCAGCCAAGAGGGAGUGUUCAGCUCGUGGUCGACCAUGGAAAAGAUCGUGACCAACAUUCUGAGCGACCGGCCGCGCUACGAAAUUUACGAGUCGGCGUACUAUUUGGUUUACCGAGCUGUUUUCUUCGGCCAGGGCCAACAGCUUUAUGAACUUCUCGAGGCGGAGAUCGCAAACCACCUAAUCUGCCAAUUGCAGGAAAGACUUCGCCAUUUGGAAUGGCUGCCUGUGCUGACCGAGCUGACAAGAAUGUGGAUCUCGUACAAAGCUGCUAUCAAGCUCAUUACAAAGGUGUUCAGUUAUUUCGACAAAAAGUUUGUUCCCGAGGCAAAACUCCAGAAUUCAGAAGCUUUGGGUGUCAGUUUGUUUAAAGAUAAGGUGGUGCUGGACGCUGAAAUGGUGCGGAAACUCAAGUCUGCUUUGGCCCUGGCAGUGAAGCACUUGCGUAGAGGUCUGGAUUUUGAUCACAGUAUUUUGAAGCAGUGUUGCGAGCUCCUGAUCGAGGUGGACAUGAACCAAAGAUCAGUGUACCAAAGCAUCUUUGAGUCUGACUUCCUUGCCAAAACAAGAGAGUUUUACAAGAUGGAAGCAAAAUUGCUCCUGCAGAGGAAUACCUGCCUUGGAUACGUCGGGAAAAUAGAGAGCAUAAUCGAUAAAGAGCUUACCUCUUGCCGGUCAGCGAUGGACCUUUCCACAUUGCCCCUGCUGACCGACACACUGCACGAAGUUCUGAUCACAGAUCAGCUCCAAAAUUUAAUCAACAUGGAGGGAAGUGGAGUGCCAGUGAUGUUGAAAAACGGCGAAUUCAAGAAUCUUGCCCGCAUCUACCGCACGUUGAAGAAAGUCACCUCGGGGCCGCAGUCCCUGGCCGCCUGCAUCAGCACGCACCUCAGAGAGCGUGGCUCGCGAAUCGUCAAUGAGACGGAGACCGGUGCAACCGCAGGGCCCACAACGCACGGCAACUUCGCCAUCACUUACGUGCAGAAUCUGAUAGAGCUGCGGGAGACGACGGAAAAAUUUUUGAAGCUGUCGUUCGACAACAACCUGUUCCUGAAAAGGUCGACCAACCUCGAUUUCGAGAUGUUCAUCAAUUCAAAUCCACGCUCGCCCGAGUACUUGUCGCUUUACAUCGAUGACAAACUGAAAAGGAGCAACUCGAUACCUCACGACCAAAUGGAAAGGGAGAUGGCAAAAGCGCUGGUGGUUUUCCGCUUUUUGAGGGAGAAGGACAUGUUCGAGCGCUAUUACAAGCAGCAUUUGGCAAAAAGGCUUCUGCUGAAAAAAGCAGCCGACGACGAGUGGGAGCUUAACAUGGUCAAUAAGCUAAAGGUGGAAUGCGGAUUCCAGUUUGUGCAAAACUUGGAGGGCAUGUUCAAAGACAUGGCAUACAGCUCCGCUUUGAUGGACGCCUUCAAAAGCACCUCCGUCAAAAAGGCAAACCCCAUCAGUACCGGAUUAUUACCUCGGCCCCAGCGCAGCGUCCUUCAAUCUGACACCGAGAAGAACAAGAGCGACUUUGACAUGGACGUAAAGGUGCUCUCUCCCAAGAACUGGCCGCUCAAUUUCCCGCCGCCCGCUUGCACCUUGCCGCCGUUUGCCUUGCAGGCGUUCGCCAAAUAUGAGCAGUUCUAUUUGCAGCGCCACCAGCACCGGCUGCUCAAGAUCAACACGCUGCUUGGCGGGGCCGACAUCAUCGCCCACUUCAACCAGCACUCGUCGCCCGAGGUGGACCUGCGGGGACCGAGGAAGUACUACCUGAGCGUGUCCACCCAGCAAAUGGUCAUCCUCGACCUUUUCAACCAUCUCGACUCUCUCAGUUUCGCCGCGUUGAUGGAAAAAAGCGGUCUCUCGGAAGAGGACCUAAUUAAAAAUCUGACGCCGAUGGUUGCUGGCAAAGCAAAUCAGCAAAUCCUGCUCAAGGCCCCAGCCGACAAGAACAUUCAAGCCACAGACCUUUUCAGCGUGAACGAGUCCUACCACUCCAAAUGCCUGAGGGUAAGGCUGCACCCGGUGGCUUCUCGAGUCGAGAGCGUGAGCGAGCGGCACAAAACAAGGACGGCGGUCGAGGUGGACCGCAAGAGCGAGCUCGAAGCGGCCGUCGUUCGCAUAAUGAAGGAGGCCAAACGCCUACACCAAAACGCACUUAUCAACAAAGUGAUCGAGCAGGUCAAACAUCGUUUUGCGCCUACACCUGGAGACAUCAAGAAGAGCAUCGAUGCCCUCUGCUUAAGGGAGUUUGUCGGCCGCACCGAGGAGGACAGGAAAAUGAUUGAGUACAAGCCUUGAGAGAAGCGUUUUUGGUUCCCAGAAGAAUUUCGCGCACUGCUUGUAGUAAAUUUGAAUAAAUCGCGUGCAAUCA